AUGCAGAUCAAAUACAAAACAACCAAAAAAACUGAAUUCCACUUGGUUGUCAUCCUAACAGUCGAACAAUUAAUAUCAAGAGGUUACAUUUCUAAUAUGGAAAGUCCAGGCACAAUCAACGAGAAUAAUUUACUUGUUGAAUCGGAAAAUCUCGGACCACAAAGUGAAAGUUUCAUAGGUGAAGGGAAGAACAACAAGCAUAAGAGAAGUCCCCAAACACCAUCAGCAAAGCAGAUGAAUAUAACAAGAAGAAGAUUCGACGAUCCUGAAUCGACAAUACCCAGAUCGCUUAAUUUUAAUGCUCAGAACGCUGAAUUAAUGCAUAGUAAGUACGAAAAUUGGAAGCUAGGCCAGAGUUUGAGGAAAACCGAAGAGACUCUUAAGUUUAUUGAAUUGGAACGUAAGUUGGAGAGGGAAUUUAAAAGGAAAGAAUAG
This is a messenger RNA of Dujonia railenensis, 435 nucleotides long. Lineage: Eukaryota; Fungi; Ascomycota; Pichiomycetes; Serinales; Debaryomycetaceae. The record is from the annotation of a GenBank genome assembly.